Molecule: messenger RNA, 1563 nt
Organism: Symbiodinium pilosum
Lineage: Eukaryota; Dinophyceae; Suessiales; Symbiodiniaceae
Source: the annotation of a GenBank genome assembly
GAUUGGUAUUCCUUGCCUGAGGAGGCUGCAGAAGUCCUCGGCGUGGAGGAGGAGGAAAGCGAGAGCCGUUCCAGGCCCUCGGCCCCUUCUCGGAAAGUGCAGCACACGGAGCUGUACGAUGUCUUGGAUGUGCACCCUCAGGCCACGGAAGCCGAAAUCCGCAAAGCUUUCUACAAGAAGUCUCUGGCUCUGCAUCCCGACAAAAAUCCCGACAACCCGGAAGCCACGAAGCAGUUCCAGGCCGUCAGCGACGCUUACCGGAUCCUCGGCGAUGAGGAACGAAGGCGAGCCUACGACGAGCUGGGCAAGGAUACUGCUGCUGCCAACCUUCCGAAGAUAGAGCCUGUGGUGUUCUUCGCAGCGCUUUUCGGGACCCACCACUUCGAACCGUUCGUGGGCCGCUUGCGGCUGGCCCAAGACAUCGACACAGACAUGCAGCUGAUGAUGCGUGACAUUAUCGCUGCAGAAGACGAGGAAAGUGGGCAGUUGGUCCUGGAGAGGCGCCGGCAAGUGCAGUGUGCUGUUAACUUGGGCGAUUGGGAGGCCGAGCAGAGGGCCGAGGUAAAGCGCUUGUCACAGGUGCCGUGGGGCGCCGAGAUGUUGUACUUGAUCGGCUGGCUCUACGUCAAUGGUGCUGAGCAGUGGAUGCGGGGCAGUGCUGUCUCCCGUCUGGCGGCGAAGAUGCACGCCAAGGCGCACCUCCUGAAAUCCAAGGGGGAGCUCGCUGCAUCAGCAGGAAGGACCGCGCUGACCGUGAAUAGCAUCAUGAAGACGGUGGAGAAGAAGAAGUCGCAGCAAGCCAGCGAAAGGACUCCUUCGGAAGAAGCCGGCAAGGCGGACCCCAAGACCCCAGGCGAUUCCUCGACUGGAAAGGAGGAGUCGUCGAGUGCAGGCGGGGUGCCGCAAAGCAGCUCCCCAGGCCAUGGUGGCGAGAAGCCCGCCAGCGAAAAGGCCACCGACCAAAGCGCUGCCAGCGAAAAGACGGCCGGCGAGAAGACUGCCUGUCGGGCUCAGGAAAGACUGAGACCUGGCACCGUGGUUGUCCUUUGCAACCUCAGGACCAACCCAGAGCUCAACGAAGAGGUCGCUGUCAUCGAAGACUUCGACGCAUCGUCUGGGAGGUACGUCGUCCACUUCCUGUCCGAAGGCUUGGAGCCCCGGAGGCUCAAAGCCGAGAAUCUGGUGGUCAUGGAGGAUUCUGCUCGCGAGGACACGGCGUCGGGAGGCCCGGACGCCGGUUCGGCAUCCUCAGCCCCGUCGGCGAAAGACCGGAAGGACUCCUCGGAAGAUGCCCACUGGGCUCCAGGAGGGGAGGAUGCCGAAGUGGCAGAAGCCUUCAAGGACACGAUGCCGCUCUUCCACGACACCCUGUGGAAAGUCACUGCCAUCGACAUUGAGUUCACCCUUGCCAGAGUGAUGCGAAGGGUGCUGCGGGACAUGUCCGUCGACAAGCCGACCCGGCAGCAUCGAGCAGAGGCGCUUCGCAGCUUGGGCAAGAUCAUGCAGGAGCCCAUGAAGGAGAGGCAAGCUGAUCAAAGCUCUGCUAAACUCGCCGUCGAGGAG